CAACAGCCAGGGUUGGGGGAAAGGGAGCAGGAGCCAUGCCAGGGAAGAUCUCUAACCUGAGGCUCAGAGUACAGCCUGGAGGAGAACCCAUAAGGGUCAUCCUCUAUAACGCGAACUGUUUAUAUGAAGUCAGCUACACCUUGAGUUAAGUGAGUUUCUUUGGUGAAUGGACUGCUGAGUUCCAUAGCCCAGUGUUCCAAUAUUUCUUAUUGCAAAGACCUGUGGAGUUGGAAUAAGCUGGUUGGUUUGGCCCAUAUAGACGGAUUGCUCAAGGCCAACACAACCCCAUACUGCUUUUUUGCGGAGGCUGGAUUUCUCUUGAUAGUCUAAACUACAGAAAGGCCAAAUCUCCACUUUUAUGGUGUCCAAAUUCAGCCUCACACAUCUCUCCUCGUUGGAAAAAAAAAAAAAAAGCCUUCUGCGUCCCUUUCUUAAAUCAUUUGCUUAUGUCCUAAGAAUUGGAUCUCCUCACAAAAUGGCACCCAAUCCUGUAGCAGGAACUCUGGGGGAAUUCCCAUGGCCCAGUCAAUGCCCCUCCCAAAUUGUACUGUUGCAGUCUUGGAGUGACAAUAUUAUCAGUCUGCCCUUCCAGAUGAAGAAAUUGAGGUACAGAGGCUCCAAGUCCUGCUUCCAGAGGUCCACCUCCUGCAAGGACUGCAUGGCAAAGGCCUGCUUUCAGGUCUUCAGAAGCCUCCAUGGCUUCCCCACUGGGCCGCAUUCCCCACUGGAGAUGCCACAGCAGUGUCUGUGGUUGAUUCAUUGUUGGGGCUGCUGAGGAUCCUGAUGAAUCCCCUCUCUCUCAUUAGCGAGAAGCUUCAGAACUAACUAUGAAGGGCACAGUCCAGCAAAUGGUGUGAAUUGAUGGAUGGACCUCAAAGGUACCACUGUGCAGACUGGCUCCGUGCCUGCCUCAGCGGGCCAGGGCUGUUCCGGAGAAUAAACCACUAGGUCUGGCCCAAGGAUGGGGCCACGCUCCAGAGAAAUACCAGUAGAGCCCUGGGCUAGCAUGUUGCAAAUCGGGGCUUAAAAUGAACCCCAGUUUGGGGGAAUGAUAAUUACAGCCCAUUGCACCCAGACCUAACUCUUUGGGGGAGAUGUGGGGGUGCAACUUUACAGGUGAGCAGUUGCCUUCGUGGCAUCUUGCCCCAAGGAAACAACAGCUUCCUUUUGCCCCAUGGCACAGCUGGCUGAAACAGUGAGCUCCCUUUCUCACCUGUUUUUUUGCAGAAGCCAGAUUGAGAAGUACGAGUGCCUGGGUUGUGAAUUCACGGGAACUGGGGCUUGCUUCCCCUUGCCCAAGGCUUGCUCCUCCAGAGCAACACUCCCUCCUGGCAGGCAGAGUCCUGAGUGCAGGCACAGCCUCGCAGCCUGUGUGGCCUUUCGGCAAGUGAGGACUGCGAUAGUGCUUAAGAGAAACAUCAAAAUUGGAUAAAAAUUCAGGUUUUUUUUCCAAAGAACCAGAUGAGUCGGCUUGGAGGAGAGGUGAGGGGGGGCCGAGGGAGGAAUUGGUUCGACUCAAAACACUUGCUCUGGCCUAUUUGUGUUCCAUCCAAAAGAUGUUUCUUGGGGAAAGUUGCCAGUCUCUUAAAUAUCCCAACAGCGGCAGAAGAGCCCCAGGUCCUAGGCAACCUUGGGGAGGAGACAUUUUUCUCCUGGAAAAAUAAGCGACCAAGGUAGGGGAAGUCACCACCCUGAUGCCCUCCCAAGAGCGGCCUUGGUGGCCCUACCGUGGCAGCCCCAGGAGGCCGGCCCCGGCGCACCGAAGAGACCGCUGCGUCCACACCUCCUCCGGGGUGGCAGCCGUCCUGCCGCCUCCGUCAGGCUCACAGGCCGCCAACUCGGGAGUGCAGCCCGGGGAGAGGCUAGUGGUCACAGGCCGAGCUGGAUGGAUGGGUAUGGGGAGAGGGGCAGGACGUUCAGCCCUGGGAUUCUGGCCGACCCUCGCCUUCCUUCUCUGCAGCCUCCCGGCAGCCACGUCCCCGUGCAAGAUCCUCAAGUGCAACUCUGAGUUCUGGAGCGCCACAGCGGGCAGCCACUCCCCGGCCUCGGACGACGCCCCCGAGUUCUGCGCCGCUCUGCGCACCUACGCCCUGUGCACGCGGCGCACGGCCCGCACCUGCCGGGGCGACCUGGCCUACCACUCGGCCGUCCAUGGCAUAGAGGACCUCAUGAGCCAGUACAACUGCUCCAAGGAUGGCCCCACGUCGCAGCCACGCCUGCGCACCCUCCCGCCACCCAGCGACAGCCAGGAGCGCUCCGACAGCCCCGAGAUCUGCCACUACGAGAAAAGCUUCCACAAGCACUCGGCGGCCCCCAACUACACGCACUGCGGCCUCUUUGGGGACCCGCACCUCAGGACUUUCACAGACCGCUUCCAGACCUGCAAGGUGCAGGGCGCCUGGCCGCUCAUCGACAAUAAUUACCUGAACGUGCAGGUCACCAACACACCUGUGCUGCCUGGCUCGGCCGCCACCGCCACCAGCAAGCUCACCAUCAUCUUCAAGAACUUCCAGGAGUGUGUGGACCAGAAGGUGUACCAGGCCGAGAUGGACGAGCUCCCGGCCGCCUUCGCCGACGGCUCCAAGAACGGCGGGGACAAGCACGGGGCCAACAGUCUGAAGAUCACGGAGAAGGUGUCGGGCCAGCACGUGGAGAUCCAGGCCAAGUACAUCGGCACCACCAUCGUGGUGCGCCAGGUGGGCCGCUACCUGACGUUCGCGGUGCGCAUGCCCGAGGAGGUGGUCCACGCCGUGGAGGACCGCGACGGCCAGGGCCUCUACCUCUGCCUGCGGGGCUGCCCCCUCAACCAGCAGAUCGACUUCCCGGGCCCCGGCGCCCGCAGCCCCGCGCCCGCCGCCGACACCUUCCCCUACGAGGCGGCGGCGGCCAAGUGCAAGGAGAAGCUGCCGGUGGAGGACCUGUACUACCAGGCCUGCGUCUUCGACCUGCUCACCACCGGCGACCUCAACUUCACGCUGGCCGCCUACUACGCGCUGGAGGACGUCAAGAUGCUGCACUCCAACAAGGACAGGCUGCACCUGUACGAGAGGACGCGGGAGCCGCCGGGCCGGGCCGCCGCGCCCCGGCCGCGCCUGGGCAGCCUCGCGCUCCUGGCCCUGCUCCCCGCCUUCCUGCGGGCCUAGGCCCCGAGGGCGCGCUCCAGGCCCCAGGCCCGGGGCGGAGGCGGGGGGCGGGGGGGGGGGCGGGGCCGGGGACGCCCUGCAGCGGCUGCGGAGCUCAGAGGCGGCCGCGGGGCUGUGGACGGGGCGACCUCCCCAGCCCCCGCUCCCCACCCCCUGCCUGUGGGGGGCCUGGUGCGGUGCCGUCCGUGACAGUUGAGCUGUGCGAGGGGGGAGCCGCUCCCCUCCACCCGCCCCGCAGUGUGAAUGUGCAAAACAGCCCCUCAGGCCCGAGCCCCCACGCCCGCGCCACCCCCGGAGACACUGGGAGACCCUGGGACCGAUCAGAGUCGAGCUCCUCCCCACCCCAGCGAUGCACUGAAUCAGGCCCAGCUGACUGCUGCCCGCGCCCGCCACACGCACACACACACUCACACGAGCACACUCGCACACACUAGGCCGAGGUGCCCAGGCCUCCGCGAGGCUGGACCCCCCCCCCCCCCCGCCCCAGGCAGGGCCUCCUUUCCCCUCGGGCUUUGGGACGACUCCGGGGGCGGCGGCUGCUCGGCGCCUCCGGCGGGCCGUAACCCCUUUGACCAGCAGGUGGCGCCCGCCGGGGCCCGGAGAGCGGCCGCGCGCAGCCCCGCGGCCUGUGUCCGCGCCCGGGUCCCGGCUCUGGGCCCCGGCCGCAGGCUCCCCAGGGGCAUCGGUGCUGUCAGCACGAGGUCUGAGCGACGCCACUCGUGGCCCCGGACGGGCCUCCCCGGCCCCCCCAUUGUCCACUGUGCUUGGGAGCUCACGUCCUCGUUUCUAGCCCUUGAUCCCUGUUCCCUUCUCUCCAGCAGGUGGCAAGAGCCCUUGGGCAGGGAGCUGGGCCCGCAGGGCGCGGGCGGGAGACGCGGUGGACAGGGCCAGCUGGCCUGCCCUGAUCCUCGCCCUUCUCCCCACCUGCCCGCCAAGCCCCGCCCCCCACCCGGCCACCCACGUCCGCGUGCUGGGGAGGCGGAGGAGCAGGGUCUGCAAGCUUCUCCACCCUGAGCAUCCCCGGAUGGUCCGGUCCCUCUAGUCCCCGCCCUCCAGCCCGCGGCCACACAGCCCGGAGACGCUUUCCACCCAGAGCCCCGGCCCCCAUCCGAGGAGCCCUGAACCAGUCCCUGCCUCUGCUGCUGUUCCAGAGAGCCCAGGGGCCAAGGCCGGCUCGGGCUCCACUCCCAAAGGUCCGGGAGGGCGGUUCCCACAGCCCCACACCGACCUGGCCCCCCAGCCUGGCAGCCCUCCUGCUGUUCCCCAGGGACCUCUCAUACACUGGCCCAGGAGGCUCCCUGCCUCCCCUCCAAGAGGUCCCCUCUCUGCCCCAGCAGGGGCCGGCAGGUGGGAGGCGCGGCCCCAGCCGCCCUGCUGGUUUUUAGAUGGUCCCUAUGUUGGAAGUAAAAAGUGAAGCACUUUAUUUUGGUUGUGUUUGAUCGCGUUCUGCUUGGAAGUGGGGACUCCUCACUGCGUCCUUGUGUCUGCGACCUGUGUCGAGUGUCACCGCAUGUACAUAUUGUAAAUUAUUUAUUAACGGCUAAAUGCAAGUAAAGUUUGGGGUUUUUUUUGUUUUGUUA
Molecule: messenger RNA, 4723 nt
Organism: Nyctereutes procyonoides (raccoon dog)
Lineage: Eukaryota; Metazoa; Chordata; Mammalia; Carnivora; Canidae
Gene: RGMA
Product: repulsive guidance molecule BMP co-receptor a
Exons: 4
Coding region: 1695-3143 (482 amino acids)
Biological process (GO): BMP signaling pathway
Cellular component (GO): plasma membrane
Molecular function (GO): coreceptor activity
Source: RefSeq, a predicted model, not a curated record